CCAUCAAACAGGACCUUCAUCACGCAUCUCAUUUGCUGCGUGGCUCCUACUGCUGCCAAGGCGAGCGAGCUAAGCUCCCGUUACGCUACCUACCUUUGCGUUGUGGACGACCGACCAGUGGGGCCCCGGGGUAACAAUAGGCGCAACCACGACAACCUGGCCUGACCCUGUGCCGCCUACUAAAGAGCUAAGCUCCAGUAGAGUUGCCGUCCAGCUCUCAAUCUAGCGGUUGCAUUACUGCCCGCGUCCCUGUAUACGAGCUGCGGUAUCCACUAAUUUAUUGCACUGUCUUCAAUACCCAAACUUACCCGGCUGUUCAUCAUGUCCGUCACCACAACAACAGCGACCGCCGCUCACGCGCCGACCCAUAGAAGUCUCGGCCACCCACCGCGAACUCUUCGGAAAGCUACCAGCUACACUAGCAACUUCGCCUCCUCUACAACUGCUUCUUCCCCUAGUCUCAACUCUCUCUACAACACUCAUUCGCGCCUCGCGCCGUCCCACCACUCCCUGCCUCGGAAGUCCUCCCUGGCCGCUUUGACUCCCAAAUCACUCGCCUCCAUUCCCGAUGUAAGCGAGUCUUACGCCUACAACAGUGUGCUAGCCGAGUCGUCACCCGAUCGCAAAAUGCCACCCGCUACUCCCGGUAAGGUCGGGAACGACUUCGCCGUUGGCGAUGUCGUCGAAGUUCCCGGGAACAUGUUCGGCACCGUUCGCUUCAUUGGGUCGGUGGACGGGAAGAAGGGCACUUUCGCUGGCGUUGAGUUGCACCCCGAGUUCGCACAGAGGGGCAAGAACUCUGGCGAGGUGGAAGGUGUCUCGUACUUCUCCACGACUCUCCCUGGCGCAGGCAUCUUUCUUCCCCUCAAUAAAGCCGUCAGGAGGGACUCGCCGUCGGGCUCGUCCUACAGCUCGUUCCCUCAUACCCCCACGGCGAGUACGACGAGUGGUCUUAAACCCGGCACACAAAACUCGACGAAUCAUACCCCUUCUACUCCCUCGGUACCGAUGCUGAGCAAAUCUGUCGGGCCAGGCCGGGCUCCCAGUCCUGCGCUGAAGAAGUCCAUCAGCAGGCCCUCCGUCCGGCCAGAGUCGCCCGUGCGAAAACUGCAGAUGACGCCCGGUCCGAGACCGUCUUUGGUGACUCCUGGCAAAGUGUCCUCCAAACAUAGCUCGCCUUCCCUCAACCGCUUCGCUCAGAGUGUACGUGGGACGGCUGGAGAUCCUAGCAAGACGCCAAGACUGGAUACGAAAUUAAGUCUUGGACCUCGCAGUGCAUCUGCCCUUGGUCAAACGUCAAUGUUUGACGAGGAGCCCAUGCCGUCGAAUACUUUGCAGCGAACACAGACAAAUGGAAGCACGAACUCGAUCUCUUCAUACAACUCCAAGUUCAGAGCUCCUUCCCGGGCUGGGGCUGGGUCGAGAGCUGCGUCGCGAGCCCAAAAUGACGACGAAAUCGAGCGCCUGAAGGCAAACCUGGAAGAUCGCGAAAGGCAGUUGAGAGACCAGGCAGCCACCCUGGCAGAGAUGGAAAGCAGUCUCACCGAGCUGCAGAGCCUUAUGGAGAAUUCGGAUCUGGGAGCACCAAAACGAAAUAGCUUUGACAAUAAGGACACGGCGCAGCUUCGAGCAUUGGUCAAAGAGAAGAACGAGAAGAUUGCGAUGCUCACAGCCGAGUUUGAUGCGCAUCGGGCAGACUUCCGAAGCACAAUCGACACCUUGGAAAUGGCUAGUACCGAGACCGAAAGAGUUUACGAAAAACGAAUCGACGAGCUUAUGCUUGAAAUCCGAGAGCUCGAAUCCCGGACUGAUGACGUGGACUCAGUCGCUCGACAGUUGAAGCAGCUCGAGGAACUGGUUCAAGAACUCGAAGAGGGCCUCGAAGAUGCUUCGGCUGCGGUGAAUGGGUCUAGAGGGUCACCAAGCGGUGACCGUCUCUCUGGAUCCAAGGAGCUCGAGCAGAAGGAAGAUGAGAUCCGGGGACUGAAGGCGAUCAUCCACUCCCUCAGUCGGGAUUCCGUUCCUGGUGAAGGCGCCGAUAAGCCGGAAGACCCUUCAGUCCGCGAGAAUGCCCUGGCUCGAGACAAGCUGGAGCGUGACUUGGCAGAGCUCCGUGCUGUUGUCAAGGAAAAAACCCAGCGUGAAGAGGAGCUCGAGCGGGAACUAGAGUUGCUCCGUAGGGGGAGCGCUGCAACCCUGCAAACUGACUCUGCCACCAACGGUGGUGCUCAACGCUCGUCGCUUCGCGAUUCGCGGGACACGAUCAUUCUGACGCGUAACAGCGAGGCUCAACCCCCCACAGCGACGCACAAGCGCGUCCGUACAUUAGACACUAUGCCAGAGAGUGAUGCCUACUCGUCUGUCACCGACAAUAGUACUCUCUGGUGCGAGAUCUGCGAGACGGGCGGCCACGAUAUCCUGACCUGCACCAAUAUGUUUGGCACCGAGACUACCAAGACCAAUGGCGACGCCAUCAAGACGAUCAAGGAUGCCACCAAAGAGGACAUACAACCUGUUUCUGCUGAAGACAAGCCUGCCCCCCUAUCACCGGUCAAGCCCAAGACGACGGUUCCUCUGUCCAACACCCAGAUGCUCCCGAACCCUAUGGAGACCGGCCCUGUGGCUGGCAAGGAGACAGGUGUGAUAGACAACUCAAAGUGGUGUGCCGUUUGCGAAAGAGACGGUCACGAGAGCUACGAUUGUCCGUUCGAAGACGCAUUCUAGGAGGAUCGACUUUAAGUCACAACAGCGAGAAGGGGCCUGUACAAGGGAUAAGACGCUAUCACGUCAGCAACCUUGUCUUGUGUUGAAUUAUUGUGAAGGUAAAACCAUAAAAUGAUCAGUUUUGUAUUGGAUUCCUGGGUUGUCAGAGCGAUGGAAGGUUUUCGUUCGUCAUAGCAUUUGCAGCGAUGAUACCACAGUUCGAGGAAGAGCUUGUUUCCCAGCGUUGGUUUUUUUCGCGCUGGACUCGGUUCCUAGUCACUCCGAGUGUGAUGCAGCGGCUCUUUUGGUCUCCUUGGUAUUCAUCUCAAGGGGUUUAUAUAAGUUAAUGAUAGUAGACCUAAGUCAUGGGUUUCCGACAUGGUCACAAAGACGCGAAGUCAUGAACAACUGUGCGAUAAAGCAUCACAUGUGAUAGAGAGUUCGCUGAGGAAU
Molecule: messenger RNA, 3156 nt
Organism: Colletotrichum navitas
Lineage: Eukaryota; Fungi; Ascomycota; Sordariomycetes; Glomerellales; Glomerellaceae
Product: CAP-Gly domain-containing protein
Exons: 3
Coding region: 322-2724 (800 amino acids)
Biological process (GO): establishment of mitotic spindle orientation; nuclear migration involved in conjugation with cellular fusion; cytoplasmic microtubule organization
Cellular component (GO): cytoplasm; nucleus; microtubule plus-end
Molecular function (GO): microtubule plus-end binding
Source: RefSeq, a predicted model, not a curated record